AUGGAUCUGCCCAACAGCAGUAACCUGAGAUCCCCAGCUCUGUCGGCGAGGGCUGUUGAGACGAGUGUUGUCUUUUCUUCGCCUUCCACAAUCAAACAUCGGCCCUUUGAGAUUGACCAGACGUUUACUUUGGGAUCGAGUGGCGCGUGUGCGCAGCCGGCCCCUUCGCAAUAUAGCGUGACCGGCACAGCUGGGGUGAAUACGGUGAGCACUAAGCGGCAGGAGCCAGACGACGAGCUCUCAAUUUGGGAGUAUCACGGACCGAAGUCGUACCUGUCAAUUUGCUCAGAACCAGGCAUCAGCUGGGUCACCGAUCGCAUAAGAGAACCUAGCUUCCGUGAUAUUGCCACCACUUUCACAAGGGAUGUCGCACGGCGACUAAAGACCAACAAGAGACUAUCGGCCAGAAGGACGCCUGAACCGGAGCCGGAUUUGGCAUGGAAAUAUACAAGGGGCAAGUCCCACCUCAGAUACUUCGAGGGAGCCGUCGACGCUGCGUUGGGAGUGGUUCAUCGCCCCUGGUUUGAGUCGAAACUCGCGGCUCACAUGAAUGCGGGCGAUCAUGACGACGACGAUCCUGGCUGGUAUGCCCUCCGCAACACCAUCUAUGCCGCCGGGUGUCGCGUGGAAGAGUCCAAGACCAGGAAUAUAUGCGAUGUGAAUAAAGCAGCCUGGGGAUGGUUUGAGAAUGCGCUUUCGGUGCACACAGAAAUCCUAUAUUUUCGAACGUCCAUGGUCGGCAUCCAAGCAUUGACACUGAUGGCGUAUUAUUGUGAAAACAUUGCGAGCCCCUGUCUGGAAUAUAUGCUAUGUUCCAGCGCUUUCCGGCUGGCUGUUUCAAAGGGGCUCCACCGCCAGUCCGUUACUUCGGCCAGAUUGAGUAACGACGAACAAUGCAAGCGAAGUCUUGUCUUUUGGGCCAUUUAUUGCUUGGAAAAGCAUGUCGCUAGUCACUCGGGAAGGCCUUCGAUCAUCGACGAUGGCGAAAUCAACUGUCAAAUCCCGCAGACGCCGCUCCCAGGCAGUUCUGCCAAUGUCUUCUACUAUGACACGUUGACGAGACUUGCACAACUCUCCUCCCGGGCAUACACGAAGGCUUUCUCCUACCAAGCAUUGCAGAACAUUUCACAAACCUUGAUCGGCGAAAUCGACGCCCUGGACGGUCAACUCGAAGCCCUCAAGAGAUCCAAAGAGCAUAUUUUCCCUCUGGACAAGCCCAUUCACGCCGUCUCCCCACUGCCGUCUCUCAGUCGUCAUCAGGCUCUGUAUCUGCAAUAUGCAUACUACAUUACCAUUCUCGACAUUCACACCUUUCUCGCCAUUCCUUGGGCCGAGAGUACCCUUUUUCCCCUGCACGAGCCGUCUCUUGCAAGCCAAAUACAUCGGUCAACGCAAAAGGUCGCAAGUGCGUGUCGCGAGAUCAUUCUGGCCACGACAAAUAUGAAUUUUGACGCCAGCAGUCCACAUCCACUCACCUUUUACGGCCCCAUGUACGCAUUCAUCAAUCUGUUUAUUCAUAUUUUGAGGUUUCCCAACGAUCCCAAUAUCCGCACGGACGUGUCGAUGCUGAGCAUCUGCGCGGGCCACUUUGCUCGGCUGGAUUUCGCCACGGAUUCAGAGAUAUCGUUCCCAUUCGUGACCGAGGUUGCCGCCCUGGCCACAAAAGCGGCUCGUUUAUCACGGCCACGGUAUCCUCUGAGCCGGGAUAGCUUUGGCGAAUCUGAAAGAGGAGGACCGGUCGAGCCCAGCAUGGGAUUUCCCCAAGCAGCAGGCGAGAUUCCGCCAAUUCCAGAUUGCAAUAGCAACAUGACGAAUGGCUUCGAUGCGGGACUCGACGACUGGUGUCUGAUGCUUCCAUUGUCGGAUUUUGACUACGACUUGCCCAAUCUUUUCGUCUCGUGA
This is a messenger RNA of Fonsecaea pedrosoi CBS 271.37, 1902 nucleotides long. RefSeq lists its product as uncharacterized. The record is from RefSeq and is a predicted model, not a curated record. NCBI's taxonomy places the organism in Eukaryota, Fungi, Ascomycota, Eurotiomycetes, Chaetothyriales, Herpotrichiellaceae. Gene Ontology annotation, biological process: DNA-templated transcription. The coding region runs from base 1 to 1902 and encodes 633 amino acids. The transcript is spliced from 8 exons. Gene Ontology annotation, molecular function: DNA binding; zinc ion binding.